Messenger RNA from Lucilia cuprina (Australian sheep blowfly), 1891 nucleotides. RefSeq names its product beta-catenin-like protein 1. Gene Ontology annotation, cellular component: spliceosomal complex. Lineage: Eukaryota; Metazoa; Arthropoda; Insecta; Diptera; Calliphoridae. The transcript is spliced from 4 exons. The record is from RefSeq and is a predicted model, not a curated record. Bases 102 to 1838 code for a protein of 578 amino acids.
CUCCUUUAUAUUUUGACAGCCGUAUUUUUGUUUACAAUUUUGCUUUUACAAAUUCUAGAAAAAAACAUUUUUCAUUAAUUAAACGUUUUUAAGGAAAUAAUAUGGAUAUUGGAGAAUUAUUAUCAUUUAAACCCGAAUCUACACCAAAAAGGCCACACGAGGAUGAUGACGAUUAUGGUGGUGGCUCACCGGAACAUCAUAACUCCUCGCGACAAGAUGAAAAAUCCCGACGUUUGAAACGCAUAGCACAGGCUAAAGAAACGGCAGAUUUUGCUAAACCAGAACCACCAACUUUGGCAGGGGUACCGUCAUUUUUAAUGGAUCCUGAAUUAACGGAGGAGGAACGUUUAAAUAUUUUAAAAUAUGUCGAGAGUGAAGAAGCCGAAGGCGAUGUCUUAGAUGAGCAGGGCUUAAAGAAAUUGUUGUUGGUAUUUGAAAAGAAAAAUUUAAAGAAUCAAGAGUUAAGAAUCAAAUAUCCCGAUAAUCCAGUUAAAUUUAUGGACUCCGAGGUAGAGUUACACAGUGUUAUACAGGAAUUAAAGGCCGUGGCCACGGUGCCUGACUUAUAUCCACUGUUAGUGGAGUUAAAUGGUGUAGCUAGUUUAUUGGAGUUAUUAAAUCAUCCGAAUACUGAUAUAUCAGUGGCUAUAGUGGAUUUGUUGCAGGAGGUUACAGAUGUGGAUAUUUUGGGUGAAAGUAGUGAGGGUUGCGAUGUUCUUAUAGAAGCUUUACGCAAACAGCAGGUUACAGCUCUUCUAGUUCAAAACUUAGAACGCCUUAAUGAGCAGAUUAAGGAGGAGGCCGAUGGUGUACACAACACAUUAUCCAUUAUAGAGAAUUUAACCGAAAUUAAUAGUGAGGUGGUGCGUGAAGCUGCACAACAGGGUUUGUUAAGUUGGAUUUUAAAAAGACUUAAACAAAAGCCACCCUAUGAUGCCAACAAAUUGUAUUGCAGUGAAAUCUUAUCUAUACUUAUACAGACUAACAAUGAAAACAGACUUAUGUUGGGCGAGGUGGAUGGCAUUGAUAUUUUAUUGCAACAAUUGGCUUUUUAUAAAAAACAUGAUCCCGCCUCCAAUGAAGAACAGGAAUAUAUGGAAAAUCUCUUUAAUUGUAUGUGUUCUGCCCUAAUGGCGAAAGAAAAUCGUGAACGUUUCUUAAAAGGUGAAGGUUUACAGUUGAUGAAUUUAAUGUUAAGAGAAAAGAAAAUGUCCCGAAAUGGUUCGUUAAAAGUACUCGAUCAUGCCAUGUCCGGACCGGAUGGUAGAGAUAAUUGUAAUAAAUUUGUAGAUAUAUUGGGUUUGCGUACCAUUUUUCCUUUGUUUAUGAAAACACCCAAGAAAAACAAACGUUUACUAUCGGCCGAUGCUCAUGAGGAGCAUGUUUGUGCUGUUAUUGCCAGCAUGUUGAGAAAUUGCAAAGGAGCUCAACGUCAAAGGCUUUUAUCGAAGUUUACCGAAAACGAUCAUGAAAAGGUAGAUCGUUUAUUGGAAUUACAUUUAAAAUAUUUAGAAAAGGUGGAAGCUGUCGAUAGAGAACUUGAUCAGCAGGAAAAGGAUGAAGAUGACGAGGAUGAGGAGGCAGAAAACAAUUAUAUUAAACGUUUAACGGGCGGUUUAUUUACUUUACAAAUGAUUGACUAUAUUAUUUUGGAAAUUAGUUCUACCACUGAAUCCAUUAAACAGCGUGUGGUUCAAAUACUUAAUUUAAGAGGUGCCUCGAUGAAGACCAUACGCAGUAUUAUGCGUGAGUAUGCUGGCAAUUUGGGAGAUGAUGGCGAUACGGAUUGGAAGGAACAGGAACAAACUCAUAUUUUAUCGUUAGUUGAUCGUUUUUAAAGUCGGUUUCAAUGGAUUUUUUUUAUGUUUAAAUAAAUAUAAAUUCAAAUUAA